AUGGCGGCGCUCGACGCGCUGCUGCCGGUGUGGGCGGUGCGUUGGAGGUGGGGCCUGGUGCAGCAGUCGCUCCGGAGGAAGCUCCUGGAGCGGGACGACUUUGACUGGGCGUUCCCAGGCGAGGAGAGCGCCGGCGCCACGGAGGCGAGACGACCCCUGCGGCUUGUCGCAGGCGUGGACAUCAGCUUCUUCGUUGGCCCAGACGCGCUCGAGGACACGCGCGCGUGCGUCGCCCUGGUCGUCUGCGAGCUGGACGCCGCCGCGGGCACGGCGGAGGUUGUCUGGGAGGACUACGCCUACGUGGACAUGACGGAGCCCUACGUCGCGGGCUACCUGGCCUUCCGGGAGGUGCCGCACCACGGGGCGCUGCUGCGGCGGCUGCGGCGGGAGCGGCCCGACCUGGCGCCCGACGUGGUGCUGGUGGACGGCAACGGCGUGCUGCACCCCCGAGCGGAGGGCCAGUGGCGGCCAGUGGCCGCCGAGGCGAGCAGGCGCGGGGUGGGGGCGCUGCCGAUGACGGGGCUCGCCGUGCGCGCGGUGGCGGCCGUUGGCUUGUGGCUGGGGCUGACGCCUGGCUCGUCCGAGGGCUGGCUCUUCCAGGCGAGGUCGGAGUGGGACGAGCUCGACCUUCGCCCCCUGGAGAGGCGGCUCCUGAACAAGCGGGCGUUCGGCGUCAGGCCGACCAUCGUUCACGUCGGGCCCAACAACCUGAUGCAGCCGGACGAGGUCGCAAGGUACACGGAGUGGCUGAAGUUCUUCCCGCACGUGCUGCUGGUGGAGCCCAACCCCUCGGUGGCGAGGGGCUUGCUGGAGCGGCUGUCGGCCUGGGGCGCGGCCCGGGCCAGCCUCAUGGAGGUGGUGCAGGCGGCCCUGUGCGUCGGGAACACGCAGUCUGCCUCGUUCUACCGCUUCUCCGAGAACGUGCUGAAGGAGUUCCCGAAUUUGGACCCUUACCACAUAUCUGAGGGUGGCUCUCUGCUUCAAGACAAGUACAACACCACCUGGUCUGAGAACUUCGGGGGCUUCAAGAAUCCUGGAUACUCUCAGGAGGAGUGGGAGCGGAUGUUGACUUACGUUGAGGAGAUCAAGGUGAAGUGCUUCACUGCCGAACGACUGCUGGAGAGAAAUGCAGUAAGACCAUCAGAUGUGGAUAUCCUCAUCGUCGAUGCCGAGGGCCUCGACGACCAAAUCGUGAUGGCCUUUUUUGCACUGGAAGGCUUCCGGCCAGCAUUCGUCAUGUACGAGAAGAGCAUCGUCUGGCGAAUGAAGGGAGUGGAGAAGGGCUUCGGAGCCUUGGCUGAGGUGGUGGGGAUGCUGGUGCAGCGUGGGUACUCGUGGUACGGCGGCGGCGACGUCGACUCCUACGCGGUGGCCCGCGCGUUCACGUGA
Molecule: messenger RNA, 1389 nt
Organism: Prorocentrum cordatum
Lineage: Eukaryota; Dinophyceae; Prorocentrales; Prorocentraceae
Source: the annotation of a GenBank genome assembly